AUGACCGUUUCCGUUGGUGGAAUGGAGAUAUCGGCAGCAUCUCUAGCAGCUAUAGUUCGUAAUGCUGAUGCGAAAACGCUUAUUAUCGACUGCCGAUGUUUAGCCGAAUUUAAACAAUCACAUGUCCGUCGCGCUUUGAAUCCAUUCUAUUCAAAACUGCUCCAACGUCGACUUUUAGAGGAUAAGACAAUGAUGGAUUACCGUUCUCAUGUCAUAGAACCUAAUCAAAACAAGUUGCCCGUUAGCGAAUUGUGGCGUAUUUUUUCUCUAGAGCGAUUACUCAUCAAAUUGAUCGCUUCGUCGUCCAUUAGCGUGGUCAUUCUUGGAAUAGAACGCCUACUCAUCACCAGCAUAUUCUAA
Angiostrongylus costaricensis is the source of this 360-nucleotide messenger RNA. The record is from the annotation of a GenBank genome assembly. Lineage: Eukaryota; Metazoa; Nematoda; Chromadorea; Rhabditida; Metastrongylidae.